AAGGCAGAUGUGAAGUCACUCAUGGCAAAAUUUAACACGGAUAACAGCCCCACAGAGGAUGUUUCUGGUAACAGUUGACCCUUCAAAGUCCCAGGACAACCUAUCCAUAUGGGAUUACAGACGAGGAAAGCAGCACUUGAGAAAUUUGCAAGUCAAGGAAAUGCAACUUCUCCUUUAGGACCCAGUACCUUUCACAAACCUGUUCAUCCUAAGCCUCCUCUGGAGGUCAAGCCUUCAAUUGAAAGAGAGAAGGAUCCAAAGCCCCUGUAUUUGAAACCAGUGGCACAAAGGUUUGGGGUUCAGCUUCAGGCAACUAACAGAGAAAAUGAUGGAAAAGCUGGAUGCACUAACCCCCCCACCAAAACCAGUGACUUGGUAAAAGAGCCAAAGCCUCUGUAUCUAAAACCUGCAGGGAACAAGUUCCUUAACACUGCUCCUCAUGAGAAAGAAAAAAAGCGUCUGGGAACAAAACCAAAUUUGAAUUUUGCACCACAGGAGAGUGAGGCAAAACCAGCAUUUUCAAAAGUAACUGGAGUUAAGGAAAACUUCAUGUCUGCAACACAAGAAAACGAGCCCAAGCCUCCUUUCUCUAAACCACCUCUUGCACAGAAACCUUCUCUAAACCAUGAGGUCUCCCACAAUGAAGACACUUCUAAUAAAAAUGUUUUUCUGGAUAAAGGACUAUCAGGCCCUAGACCAAAUAUACACUCAUUUAAAGCAGCAAAGGAAAUGGAUGAAAAUAGUAACUGUGCUGCAGAAGCUGCAGGCAGUCAUUUUUCUAACAUGGCUCUGAAGCCUACUGGCCACUGGUCCAGCUCAUCUCAAGGCACCCCAAAAAAUGUGGAGGAAAAGACUGAAGAAAAGGGAGUGAGUGCUGCCAAGAACAUCUUUCUCAACAAAAUCAGCCAGGAAGAAUCAGGUUCUUCUUCUCCUAAGUUCUAUAAGACAAACACAGCACUUGCUUCAGAUGAUAGGCCAUCAGGUGGAUCACAAGAGAAAGAGAGUGGGGACAGGAGCUCAGGAACCCCCAAGCGGAAGGCCUUGCCCCCACUGUUCAAGCUGGGCCAGCCCCUGCAGAAGCCCAGCAGACCCCCCAGCGUGGACCUGGAAAGGUUCCAGAAGAGCAGCCCAAGAGACAAUGGAUACAUUAAAACAACCAUGGUGGAGAUUGAUUAUGAUUCUUUAAGAAGAAAGCAACAACCAGCUAUCAGAGCUGCUGUGAAACGUCCAGAGAGUGACCAAGAAGUGUAUGAUGAUGUUAGAGAGCAGGACAGUAUUAGCAGGUAUGGUGGUGGUCAAAGUGGAGCUGGAAAGAUGUUCCCACCUCCUUCUUCUGAUCAAGAAAUUUAUGAUGGGAUUGAUGAUGAAGAUGCUGUUACUAAGUCUGUAUCACAGGAUGAAGAUAAGAAUGAUAUCUGGUCCUGGGGAAUCUUGAAGAGGCUAAAGACCAAAGAUGACAAAAAGAGAAGUGUACAAGAAAAAACAACCAAAGUCAAUGGGGCAGAAGAUAAUGGAGAUUUGUUCAUGUCUCCUUCAACAAAGCAGUUUGAAAAAG
This is a messenger RNA of Gymnogyps californianus (California condor), 1555 nucleotides long. Its product is annotated as FYN-binding protein 1-like. Lineage: Eukaryota; Metazoa; Chordata; Aves; Accipitriformes; Cathartidae. Gene Ontology annotation, biological process: integrin-mediated signaling pathway; protein localization to plasma membrane; T cell receptor signaling pathway. Gene Ontology annotation, cellular component: plasma membrane. The record is from RefSeq and is a predicted model, not a curated record.